Molecule: messenger RNA, 8005 nt
Organism: Megalopta genalis
Lineage: Eukaryota; Metazoa; Arthropoda; Insecta; Hymenoptera; Halictidae
Source: RefSeq, a predicted model, not a curated record
GGAACGGUGGUAGCGGCGGCGGCGGUAGCGGCGGUGGUGGCAACUCCAGCAGGGGGACUGGCAGCACUCAUGGCGCCGAGACGCCCUCUAAUCUGGCCAGUAUCACGCCAACCGCGCGAGAAGCAACACGCGGCGGUUCCUCGCGGUCGCGUCUCCCGUACAAGUCGUGUGACACGCGCUCCUCCUCCUCGAACAACAACAACAACAACAACAACGUAAACACGAGCAACAACAACAACGUGAACAAGGAGGAGCACUACCAGGAGGCGAACGAUGACUCGGACGUGAUCGGGAGGUGUCACGUGGACCCGUCCAACAAGUCGCAUCAUCACCCGGCGGGACGAUCGUGCGCGAUCGGCGGUGGCGGCGGUGGUAGUGGUUGUGGUACCGUUUCCGGGAAUGUCUGCCACGGUGGUUCCGGUGUGCCGUGCGAGUCCUCGACAUGUGACAAGUACAAAGGUGCCGUGGACUCUCUGCUGAAGGCCAGCGAGGCCGUGCAGGGUCGUCUGUGCGAGAGAUCGAUGCUGAAGAUCGAGAAGCCCUCCGGCAAAGGGGUUGCUCACGGAGUCGAGGCGAUCGGGAAGUGCGGGGAUAGGAUGAAAUCGGCGCAGGAGAUCGCCGGCUACGGUAAGCACGAGGCGUCGGCCAAGUCGAAGGGACAGCACGAUGUCGGUCACGGGUUCAAGGUCGAGAACAUCAAGUACUACGGCGAACUGAAGGGCUACGACUUCAAGUCGUACGGCACCAUCGACAAGCCGGCGGCGGCGUCGGCCCACGAGAAGUCCCAUUCGCACGGGCCCGAGAAGAACGGCCACGAGAAGUGUCACUCGAAGGGCUCCGCCGGCGUCGCCGCGAUGCAGAGCUACGGCCUGGCCAAGGUCGCCGCUGGUGAACGUCCACCGGAGAAGAAUCUGUACGCGGACCAUUAUUAUCACCGACCAUCGCACUCGAAGCCGCAGAGCCCGUAUCAGGUGUACCAGGAGACCAAGUACUCGUACAACGUGAGCGGGGUGCCCGGGACGCCGGCGCAGGCCAGCGCAGCCGCAGCUUUCUUCGCAAGAGCAGCGCAGAAGUUGAACCUCUCGUCGAGCCCCCACCGUCGGCGUCGCUCCGGCGACGAGAACAUCAUCUCCGACGACUUGCCAAUCUUCCCGAAUGGAUACGCGGCUCUGCUUCUCAAGUCGCCGCCGCCAGCCCCGCCUGCUCUGCUGCGGAGGAUAGGCGUGAAAGAGCUGACCGGAGUCGGCAAGGUAAAAGUGAUGCUGAAAGUGUCACCUGGAGAUGGGGGAAGUUUUUUCAACGCCGACAAGAGGAAGAAACAGGUGACCCUGGUUGACCCGACUGCCGGGCAGUCCUCAUCAGCGGAGGACCGCAGGCCGACCGUGGCAGCGCCGAAAAUGUUCGCGUUCGACGCGAUAUUUACCGAGGAAGACUCGCAGACCGAGAUCUGCUCGAGCGCUCUCACGGACGUCAUUCACGCUGUCAUCAACGGCACCGAUGGAUGCUUGUUCUGCUUCGGACACGCGGGAUUAGGUAAAUCGCACACGAUGCUGGGAACACCGGAGGCAGGACACACUCUGGGAGCGAUACCAUGCGCGAUCGCCUGGCUCUUCCGAGGGAUCUCCGAGCAACGGCAGAGGACAGGUGCCAGAUUUAGCGUCAGGGUCAGUUGCGUGGAAUUAACGGCCGGCCAACAGCAACUCAGGGACCUUCUCGCCGCUCAUGCCAACGAUUCGGAGCAGUCGCCGGCUGUGUACUUGAGAGACGACCCGCUGUUCGGCAGCCUGCAACUGCAACAGCACAGCGAGCUUCGUGCACCGACUGCCGAACGAGCCGCGUUCUAUUUAGACGCGGCUGUGGCCGGACGACAGCGGGAGGACGGCGAUGCGCACAUGCUCUACACCCUUCACGUUUAUCAGUACAGUGUCGCCGGCAAGGGCGGAGUCGCCGGUGGCAGAAGUAGACUGCACCUGAUGGACCUGGGGAAUUCGGAUCGCGGCAAAUCGUCGGGCGGCAUCCCUCUGUCAGGCCUCGGGAACAUCCUGCUCGCGAUCUUCAACGGGCAGAAGCAUCUGCCGUACAAGGAGCACAAGCUAACCCAAUUACUGAAGGAGUGUCUCGGUUCGUUGACGUGUCACGCCGCGAUGAUCGCCCACGUCUCCCCCAACGCGCAGCACUACACGGAGACGCUAACCACCGUGCAACUCGCCUCGAGGAUCCACCGAAUGAGGCGAAGGAAGAUCAAGUUUGUCGGCGGCGGGACACAGGGGACGGGAAGCGGCGGAAGUUCGGGCGAAGAGGCGGCGAGGCAGAACAGCGAAUGCGACCCGAGCUCCAGCGACCUGUCCGCGGACACGGUGAUCUACGUGGGUCCUAGCACCGACGACGCGACCGACGGGGAGCAUCCACCCGUCUACCUGCCCAGCUUGAACUCCGGCGACAACCGGUGCGCCAUGGGAAAAGCGUUGCGAGGAUCAGCGGCGGAGCGACCCUCGAAGAUACCCGAAGAGCGCAGCCCGGUGCACAAGGCGACCAAAGCGGUGAAGUCUCUGACGCAGACAGCGUCGAAACAGACGUCCCCGGCGCACACAGCCACGCCGAAGGCCAGCCCGGCCAGGAAAUGCGCCGCCGCCAAGGUGUCAUCUUCCAAGGUGAACGACUCACCCGGCAGCAAGAUUCCAGUCGCAGCUCCGAGCGGAGGCUCCGACGAGCAGUGGAUAGACGGGCCUAGGAUCUCGAAGUCGAAGGUCGCGGAGGCCAGACACAUGCUGAAGGACUCGCACCACAAGAGGGAGACCUGGAUAGACGGCCCGAUGCAGCUGACCGGGCCGCCUACCCUGCAGAUGCACACUCAGCAACAUUCCACCGGUUAUGGUUUCAUGGACAGUCACAAGAAGAGCAUGAUCAGGAAAUGGGUGGAGAACCAGUCGUCCCAGAUCCAGAGGAGUAAGCACGCGGCGGCCAGGAUCGAGUCGUCGAAGUCGUCCGGCCAGUCGUCGCAGUUCAAGGAGCUGACGACGUUCAAGACGUGCGGCGGCAUGGACGACGACAACACCUCGAUGUCGACGGCUGAGAGCGACAGCUUGAAGGCGAACGAGAUCGAGGACAUUACCGAGAAGCUGGGCGUCAAGCUGAACCUGUUGAACGUCAAGUCGAAUACGGACUCCGGCCUGGACUUGACGGCUAGCCCGGUCAUGGACGACAGCGUGGACAAAGGGAAGCUGGACCUGCAGGAGGACGAAGACGACGACGAGGAGAUCGUUGUGCCGCCGCCGUUGCCAUUGAUAGAGCCGCUCAGCAACGGUGUCAGCAGAGAGGUCUCGAUGGAGAGCCUGAAUCUCUCGCACAAGGACAUCGUGCUGCCGUCCAGACACUCGUUGUCCUCCGAGGACGAGAUCUUGGAGAUCGUCGAGGUCGAGGAUCUGGAGCCGGUGCCGAUGCAGGACUCGUGCCUCCAGGUCACCGAGGAAGACAUCGCGAUGUGCAUGGGCGAGAACCCACUGCCUGAAAGCGACCAGGAGGAGCAUCCUCUGCGAAUACUCAGCCAGGAGAAUCUUACCGUGGUCUCGACCUUCACCGACUCCAUGUCGGUGAUGUCGGACACGGAACGGUACAGACCGCAGUAUCCACCACCGGUCGGCGCGGGCGUGCUGCCCAGGCCGUACUUCGACCACGAGGAUUUCCUCGAGCAGGAGACUAGGCACAAGUUCGACCAGUUGGCGCGACUGCACGAGCUCUAUCAGAGCAAGCUCGCGCUGGCCAAUGUCUCCAACUCCGUCACCUACCAGAGGGAGAACUCCUCCAACGUUAGAGAAGCUCCAUCCGCCCCCGUCUUCCGUCCGCCGUCGCGCUGUCAAUCGCUGUCCCUCUCGGACGUGAUGUUCAACGACAACGCGAGCAAUCACGGCAGCAUCUACAGCGAGCCGGCGUACAUCGCCGGGAAGUCCGAUCAGGAGAAAAUCUGCGAUAACUGUCGCCAGAGCAUGUCCAGGCCGGCCACCGCCUCCUAUUGGUACCCGAACAGCGUGGCGCACAUAGCCAGCCCCAGAAGGUACUGCGGCAAGCUCGGUGAAUGCAACAUCUCUAGUCUGAGGCACCCCGACGGCGCCUCGAAUCCUAAUCUCAAAGAGGAAGUCGAGAGGCUACCGGGAAACGGAGCCUCGGGUUCCGAUCCGGAGGAGGAGUACGUCGAGGCGAAGAAGUUGUUCACUGCGGCUGAGAGAUCGGAGAGAACUGUCACUGGGAAGUCGGACAUUGAAGAGGAUCUCAAGAUACAAGCAACAGCUCCGCUGCAGUUGUCGAUUCCAUCGCCGGCUCCGUCUUCGGGUCGAAUGCAACGCAAGAUCACCAGCAUGGGUUCUUCGUUAGGUUUGAAUAAGGAGGGCUACGAUUCCGGUGCCGAUUCCACGCCUCGAGCAGCGAAACUAUCGCCAGCCACGUUAUCCAGGCACCGCGCCGAAAGUUCUGGCUACGACAGCAUUGUCAGGGACAGCGAGACCAGCAGCAUCGCCAGCGAUUCCUCCAGGCAAACCAGCGCUCUUCAGGAACACCAAGGUACGGUGGAACAGCGGGCGGCAGAGUGCGGGCUCCGGUCACAGGCCCAGUGCCGGGCCCAUCUGCCAAGGGCGCCGUCCGCGGUGCCGGGGAUACUCGCGUACACAAGCGAGGACGUGGACAUCCUGGACAGGCGCGCGCAGUUGCGCUCGGAUCCACGUGGCACGAUGUCCAGGAUACACAACCUGCGACUACGCCAGCGCCUUCUUAGGCUCGAGCUCCGCGACGCUAAGAAGCGUCUGAUGGUGCCCGACGACCGCUGGAGCUACGAUCUUCACGUGGAGAACGGGAUGGACUGGCGACAUCCGUCAUUCGUGGAGGCGCUGGCGGCGGAGACGUGCAUCCUGCAGAAGCGCGUGGAAGCGUGCAAGAGCCACGUGCUGCUGGUCACCUGCUUCGACUCCUGUCCCCGGCAACAGUGUACCCGGCAGGCGGAAUCGCCGUCUGGAAUUCGGAUCACAUAACCAAGACUUAGAUCAGCGCGCAGCACCGCGUGCUGAUCGUCCGCAGGAAACGAGUCGCCCGGAACACGGAUUAGAAACGAGACGAGCGAGGUCGCCGAUUUAUGGGGCGGACGGGGGAACGGAACGACGUCGCUCGACUCCGUCCAAUAGUUGUUAAAAUGACAUAGUUAUAUCGUCGUGAUCGUCGUCGUACGUCGUCGCUAUUGUUACACGUGUAAUCGAUAAUAAGAGAAAGCUUUCGUCAUCUUCUCCGGCGGAAACGCGCGUCGUUCGCGCGCGCCGCGGCUCGCGCCGCAUUCUUGAGACAUCGUUUUCGCGGGAGUCGCGAUCGUUUCCGGUCGAAGAUGUUACGCGACGCUUACGAUUGUUGGCUGAAUAGCGUAGCGCGCGGCCCGGCCUAGCGCGUCGGACACUUGUUGACUUAAAUAAUUUAGCGUACGAGAUGGUGCUGCAUUUUUUAUACCGAUCGCCAGAGCCGCAGUUUAGGUAAAAAUUGAUCGACGCCGAGAUCCGGCGAACGAAGACUGCCGAUCGGAGCCGCGGAAACGGCGGCGUACUUAGGGGAAUAUAGUCCGCUGUGUUGGAACCGGAUGACCAGCGUCGAGAGAGAGAGAGAGAGAGAGAGAGAGAGAGAGAGAAAGAGAGAGAAAAAAGUGGCGUACCGAUGUGCCGUACACGAGGAGGAGCGAUCAUGUAGGAAAAUAAUAAUUGCGUACAAUCAGACACGUCUGUCUUCGAAUCGAUGACCCUUCUUCGAUCGCCGGGGCCCUUGAUCCGGCUAUCACCGAACGAAAUCGAACGGGGCGGGGUCAGUGCCCGUCGAACAUCGAUGACAGCGAGAUGCGUCGAACCAACGUAGCCGAAUAAAGAGACACAUAGAGAGAAUACGUAGCACGAAGACACACACGUACACGCUCAGUCACGAUCCAGAGGUGACAGACUGCCAAACAGAUCGGGGGUGAGAGAGGGAGGGGGAGACAGAGAGCGAGAGAGACAGAGAGAAAGAGGAGAGUCUAGGAUGAAGAGAAGUAGGGAUGGAGCGAGAGUUGACGAGAUAACGCGUCAUAAUCAUUGUAUUUAAUGCACGCACAUUCAUUCAAGAUAUUAUCGUAGCUUUAAUCGUUAUCAGCAGUAACCGCACUUCGUAGGGCUCUGUAAUUCACUUAGAGAGUGGCGAGGACUGAUGGGAAUGCGAACGUGCGUGAGUGAGCGGAACAGAGAGAAAGAGUGCGAGUGUGAGAGAAAUAGAGAGAGAGAGAGAGAGAGAGAGAGAGAGAGAGAGAGGAAAUAUUCGAGUACCAAGAGCAGCGAGUGUGGCUGAUCAGGCGUAGAGUGUUACUUUUCGAUAGUAAUCGUAUUCGUAAUUUGUAAAUGGUUCGUGUUCGGUGCGCGAGAGAGCUCUCUGGUUAAAUGUAGGACGCUGAUGCUGCCAUGGCGGAAGGGAGAGAAAGGGAACGAGCGUGUGAGACAGGCAAAGAGAAAGGGGGAAAGAGAGUUUCGUGCGUGUACACGGAUCCGAAACGUCAGAAUCACGAAUCGGGAGAACGCGCGUGGGUGUGGAGUGGGAGAGAGGAGCCGGAGAGUGUGAAAAUAGACGGGAUGAAAAUAAAUCGGGAAUGGCGGUAAUGCGCGGCAGAAAUAGAGAGAUUCCAGCGUGCUGAUACGCUCGCUGGCGAGCCGGGCUAUCGACGAAAAUCGCCUUCUCGUUCGAACGGUGACCGUCGCGACCAUUUUGCCCGGUCCUGCGACCUUUGUCGGCGCCUCGAACCGCGCGGUCUUGGCUCGUCGUCUUCGCACUGCCAAUUUACGAGCUUAAUCCCCUUUUUAUACUGAUCCGAGAUGCCUGUGAACUUCGGACGUCGGUCCGCAAAGCGAAAGUCUCGAGAACUCUUGCUCGAUUCUCGAGGACCAUGAUCGAAACUCAGACUGACCACGCCGGCGGGCCAAGACCGCGCGACUCGCGGCCGGUUUCCGGAGGCAGAUCGCCGGUCCCUACUGCUCCAGAGAACCGAUCUCGAAGCUACCGAAACCAACGAUGUAAGCCGAGUGUCUUUGUCCGUCGUUAAAGGAACCUGUACGCUAUUCGUCCGUACGAUUAGACUGUUCUUGACCCGUCACUGCCAACACGCCACUGUACCUUCACCCCAUGAACGAUCGCCCUUAAGGGAUGCUCGCGGUCCUUCGAUUUUCUCGGUUGAUUUCGGACCGAUCUCCUUCCGAUCGAGCCUAGUUUGUCGCUAGGAUUUUCGUCGAACGACACGUUCUCGAAGCUUCAUGAAAUUUGAACAGCCUCGAGAAACGAUCCGAAGAAGUUCUGCAAAUAUUUUCGCAAGAACUUGGAGAAGUAUGCUCCUCGGGAAACUGUAGAAUAUUGACACCCGCUCGUUGAAAAAGAAAAGAGAAUUUUGUGACUAAAGAAGAAUCUUCUUUCGGUAAAAUCGGCGAAGCGUGAAUUCAUUUCAACGGAAAUGUUCGACUUUCAGAAAUCGGUUGACAGAAGCGUGAAUUCGUGCGAGAUUCCGCAGUUCACCUGCGACGGCGACCGCUUCCUAGAGACACGUUCUUCCAGUUGCCCGAAGGACAAUGCGAAACGGAACGAGCCAGCAUCCGAACCGAUUUGUCCCGUACCGUUUCCGGUUCCUCGACUUCACCGAUCCUUGCCCUUUUACCCCAAGGUUUUUCGCUUCCGUUCGAGUUCGAAGCGUCGCCGCGAGUGCGGCACUCCGUCGAACCGUGGAUACAAAUUAGUAGCGAUUUAAACGAGUACUAGCGCCAUAGUUGAUUAACGAUUAAGGAAUAACCGAUCCCGCUGAACGGAGAGCGUGGCACGGACCACACGAUCGCGUGCUCGCACACAACAGAACAAGAAGACACGAUGUACCACACACAAGCGUCUACUGUAUCAUAGUACUUGUACUAUAUUUAUAUUUUAUAUGUACAAAUUAGUCAUGUAAUUUCUUGUAAUAAAGAUCAAUUUACAACGUGAA